This is a messenger RNA of Capronia coronata CBS 617.96, 2166 nucleotides long. RefSeq names its product patatin-like phospholipase domain-containing protein. The coding region runs from base 1 to 2166 and encodes 721 amino acids. NCBI's taxonomy places the organism in Eukaryota, Fungi, Ascomycota, Eurotiomycetes, Chaetothyriales, Herpotrichiellaceae. Gene Ontology annotation, molecular function: triacylglycerol lipase activity. The transcript has a single exon. The record is from RefSeq and is a predicted model, not a curated record. Gene Ontology annotation, biological process: lipid metabolic process.
AUGAUCACCAAUGGUACCAAGCAUGAGUCAACUCCCCCGGCCGGAGACCGGUCGUAUGACCCUUCAAACCUGCCAGACUACGAGACGGAUUUCAUCAGUCAGGCUGAUCUGGACAGCUUUGCCCAGGCAUUAAGCGCACCUACUACCGAACCACUCACCGCUCUCAAUGAUUGGGGUCCAGUGCAUCAGAAAGUCAAAAAGACCAGAGCUCGACGCAAAAGUCCGAGACGCAGCAAAGAUGAAACGCGGGAGGGCUUUGUUUACACGCUCCUGUACUAUCCGUUACUAUUUGUCGUCUGUGGCUGGAUUGUAGUCCUGUUCGUCAUCUACAACUUGACUCGCUUCUACAUCUACGCCUACGAGCAUGCGUUUUCGUGGACGGGCCGGCGAGAGACUCUACGGCGGCGGCUCCAACAAGCCAAUACGUACGAGGAAUGGCAAGCUGCCGCCCAUGAACUUGAUGAGUACUUGGGCAAUGAGCGGUGGAAGCACUCGGACCCAUACUCGUACUACAAUCACCAGACGGUCAGGAAGGUGACCGCGCAACUUGCUGAACUUCAUGGCAAAAUCCAGGCCGAGGAAGUUGAAAAGCGCGAUGGCGUUAAGGGACUCACGGCCCUGGACGAGCUCAAGUCGUUGCUCGAAAGCUGCGUGAAGAACAAUUUCGUGGGCAUUGAAAACCCUCGCCUAUACAGUGAGACUUACAUUGGCACCAAAGAUCUUAUACAAUCCUUCCUCGACCAAGUCGAAGAAUGUCUGACGACGGUCUUACGCAGCAAUCAGAUGACAGACAGUGACAAGGUGGCUUUUUUCCGUCACCUAGAACUGAACUAUGGGCGCACCGCCCUGUGUCUCUCUGGAGGAGCAACUUUUGCAUUCUACCAUUUUGGAGUUGUCAAGGCACUCCUGGAAACUGGACAGUUGCCAGAAAUCAUCACCGGUACUUCUGGAGGAGCCUUGGUCGCCGCCUUAGUGGCGACAAGGACGGACGAAGAGUUGAAACAACUAUUGGUCCCAGCCCUGGCCUACCGGAUCAGGGCCUGUCAUGAAGGAAUCACCACUUGGAUGCUUAGGUGGUGGCGAACGGGGGCACGCUUUGACUCCAUCGACUGGGCUUUACAGUGUAGCUGGUUUUGUCGGGGGUCUCUGACUUUUCGUGAGGCGUACGAGAGGACUGGCCGCAUCUUGAACGUCUCGUGCGUGCCCUCGGAUCCGCAUUCACCGACCAUCCUGAACAACCAUAUCACAAGCCCAGAUUGUGUCAUUUGGUCCGCCGUCCUCGCUUCGGCAGCCGUACCCGGGAUCUUGAAUCCUGUUGUGCUCAUGCGAAAGACGAAAGACGGUACUCUGGUCCCCUACUCGUUCGGCAAUAAGUGGAAAGACGGUAGUCUCCGCACCGACAUCCCAUUGAAGGCUCUCAAUCUUCACUUCAAUGUGAACUUUUCGAUCGUCUCGCAGGUCAACCCUCAUAUCAAUCUGUUCUUCUUCUCUCCUCGAGGCGAGCCCGGUCGGCCAGUAACGCAUCGCAAGGGCCGUGGCUGGCGCGGGGGAUUUCUCGGGUCUACCAUUGAAACCUCGGUCAAGCUCGAUCUACAGAAGUAUCUGAAAAUCCUUCGACACCUGGAGCUAUUGCCUCGACCUUUGGGCCAGGAUUGGAGCGAGAUUUGGCUGCAACGUUUCUCCGGCACCGUCACCAUCUGGCCAAAGACCAUCCUCAGCGACUUUUGGAAUAUCCUGAAUGACCCGAGCCCACAGCGUCUCGAACGCAUGAUCAAAGCAGGGGAGCGCAGCUGUUGGCCCAAGAUCAAAUUCAUCUCGAAUCGCCUGAAAGUUGAGCGGGUGAUACUAGAAGGUCUGAGAAAGGGAGGACCAAUCGACGACAGCCACCGCGUGCCAAACCCUGUUCAAGAACAGCAGGCACAAGAGGCGCUCCUCCGCGCCCGACGACGACCGAACGACAGCAUUUCGUCGGCAGAUGAGGCCCAGGCACCUCCACCCUCUCCACGAAGACACAGUAGUAUCUUUCAAGAGCUCGGCCGUCAAGCCUCGGUGUUGUGGAGCGAUGAUGGCCCGACAGACGGAGAGGAGGAUGCUGUCAGCACCACCACAGAGGAGGACGAGGGUGAUACAGCCAUGGAUGGAGACGGGGUCACCACAAGACUGUAG